AUGAGUCUACAGGCCAAUUCCACGAGCGAGCCUCACACGCAAGAUGCCGGUGAAAAGCUACCGGCCAAUGGUCCGUCGCCUACCGAGUCCAUCAGCCUGGCCUACGAUGGGUCCAAUACACCGGAGGAAGAUGCUGGCGGCGCCGUCGGCAAGAAGAUGAGCAACCUCCGCUGGUUUUCCGUAUGUGUUGGGCUAUAUCUGACCGCGUUUCUAUACGGGCUCGACUCCACGAUCGCUGCUGAUGUGCAAGGGCCUAUUCUGGCUUCCCUCGGAGAGCUUCGUCUCUUACCCUGGGUGGGAACGGGGUUUUUGCUCGGCUCAGUGGCCACCGUCUCGCUGUUCGGCUCGCUGUACACCAAGAUUGAGGUCAAAUGGCUAUACCUGGGCAGCAUUCUGACCUUCGAAGUGGGCAGUGCGAUCUGUGGUGCAGCCCCGACUAUGCAAGCCAUGGUUGUUGGUCGCGUUGUGGCAGGAGUUGGUGGCUCAGGCGUCUAUCUUGGAGGUAUCAACUACAUCUCCUUCUUCGUGUCCGCAGCCAGGCGGCCAAUUUACACUGCUUUGAUCAGCACAUUUUGGGGACUGGGGGCCGUCCUUGGGCCUGUUAUCGGUGGAGCGUUCGCACAGAGUCCAGCAACCUGGCGAUGGGCCUUCUAUAUUAACCUCGUCCUCGGAGCGGUGACUGCUCCCAUUUACAUCUUCUGCCUCCCCCGCCACGGCACGCAUCGCCACGAAAAGAUUCUUCCACGCAUCAAGAAUCUUGACUGGCUUGGUGCAUUACUUAACGCUGCAACCUACGCUCUCUUCAUCAUCUCCUGCACAUACAGUGGCUCCACAUGGGCAUGGAAUUCGGGCUCAAUCAUCGCUCUCUGGGUCAUGACUGGGGUCACUAUCAUACUCUUUGCGAUACAGCAGUGGACAGCAUUCUUGACAACAAAGGAAGAUCGGAUAUAUCCCGUCUGGUGCCUCAAACGCCGGUCAUUGAUCCUCCUGUACAUUGGAACUGCCGGCAGCAGCGCCGUCUUGCAGUGUAACAUCUACUACAUUCCUCUCUUUUUCGAAUUUACAAAGGGUGAUGACGCCAUCUCUGUCUCGGCCCGGCUGCUACCCUUCAUAUUCCUGAUGAUAUUUAGUUCCCUUUUCAGUGGGACGCUUCUGCCGAGAUUCAACGUUUACGCGGUUUGGUACGUCGUGUCCGGAAGCAUAGCGGUUGUGGGAAGUGUACUGUUGUUCCUCAUUUCAGCUGGAACACCUCCGAGAAACAUCUAUGGAUUCGAAAUACUGACUGGUGUCGGCUGUGGCCUGACCUUUCAAGCUGCUUACGCGAUUGCCCUGAGCAAGUCGCCGCCUGAGAAGGCCACGUCAAUCUUGGGCUUCAUCAAUGUGGCCCAGCUCGGUGGCGGUGCUUUGGCAUUGGCAAUAGCAGGGACAGUCUUCCAAAACGUCGGGUUUGACAACUUGCAGACGGCCCUGGGUGGCAGGGGGUAUUCGUCUGCGGAGAUCCGCAAAGCUCUGGCCGGUGGAUAUUCGGCCAUCUUAAAUAACGGCCCUCCCGAGGUGCGUGCCAUCUCGUCAGAUGCGAUCGGAAACACCAUUGCCAGCGCUUUUGGCAUCUCGCUUGGAGGAGGUGCUGCGGUGCUUGCGGCGGGACUUUUGAUGCGAUGGGAGAGAGUGGAGUUGGCAUGA
Molecule: messenger RNA, 1683 nt
Organism: Aspergillus versicolor CBS 583.65
Lineage: Eukaryota; Fungi; Ascomycota; Eurotiomycetes; Eurotiales; Aspergillaceae
Exons: 4
Coding region: 1-1683 (560 amino acids)
Biological process (GO): transmembrane transport
Molecular function (GO): transmembrane transporter activity
Source: RefSeq, a predicted model, not a curated record